This is a messenger RNA of Orbicella faveolata, 1907 nucleotides long. RefSeq lists its product as uncharacterized. Lineage: Eukaryota; Metazoa; Cnidaria; Anthozoa; Scleractinia; Merulinidae. The record is from RefSeq and is a predicted model, not a curated record.
UGUCGCACGGAUUUCACUUGAACUCUACCAAAGCUUUUCUCUCAGCGGUCCACCGUGGUACCGAUCGGUUGUUGUAUUCAUAUGCAAAAUGAAUAACAAAACAUAGCCAUUCCUCCAAUGAGAACCCAGGGAUUUUGACCCGAUGGCCAAAGAUUCGCAUUAUUAAAAGGCCUCAGCACCACGCUCGUUCAGUGCAGUUUGUCAGCAAAUCUAAUCAUGGCACUUGCGUUGCGUCAAGUUUGUAAAGAAACAAAGAAGCAACUUUCCAAAACAUUCUACUUUGCCAUGGAAAGGAAGACUGGUAUUGUGCCUACCUGUAAAAUUGUCGGCUCAGACAAGGAUACGUUAUGUGAAGGCAGUAUCGAUCGUAACUGUUAACUGGCAAGGGAAAAAAGUACAGGCCAAAAUUCUGGCAUUAUGUGGUAAGUUCAACUUCCAUGUUUUCUGUCUCGAAUGUGAUCUUAGUGAAAUUUAGGCUACAGUUUCUAAGUAGUUUUCAUGCUAAAUGAAUAGGGUAAUGAAGUUGUGGUAUUUAACAUUCCGAUAAAAAAUAGGUUUUAUGUAGCUUUCAUUGUUACUAAAUCUUCAUUGUUGUUGAGUUAUCGAGAGUUGAGGAGAUUGGCGAGUACGUCUCUGCAAAUUUACAGUUUGUGCUAUCAUCGCCAAAGAUUCGAGAGUUAUUUUGUACUUCAUCUACAUUGAUCGAUUUAGUAAAACAUCAAUUUUUCGAGUCAAACAUUGUGUGCGAUCAAAGCAUGACACUUUCUAUGUUGCUCUGAGAGCUAGCAACGUCAUACCUGUUAUACUAUGCAUUCGUUUAACAUACGUUAAACCAUGACUUUGAUUUUUUGCAGAUCAUGAAGAUGUCCUUUGCAGUAAAGACAGAGAAUGGUGUAGGCUAAAUCUGCCAGAUGCCUUGGAGCCCCCUUCUGACGAUGUUGAAGAAGAGCUACCCAGGAAAAAAUUCAAGAACACCCAACCCCAGGAAAAUAAAGAAUCCCCCUCAACAGCGAAUCCCAGCCUCGCACAGAAUCCGUAUGCGUCAUUCUUGGCAGAACAACGGCAGAGGGAAAUAAAGUGGGCCACUGAUCGAGAAGCCAAAAGGACAAGAGAAGAACUGAAUGAGCACAUGGUAGAAAUCCAUUCCUUAAAGGAACAGCUGCAAGCAAAAAACAGAGAGUGUGAUCUUCUAAAGAAUCAGUUGGAAAAGACUAAUGCAGUGGUGACAGAAAACCAUGGUCAAAAAUGGCGGAAGAUCAUAGUGUCAGAACAUCUUAAAAGAGUCUUUAGGGCACAAGACAUCCACACAUACCACGAGCCUAAUUACAACACGCUGAGGUCCAUCUUAGUCCAUCCAAAAGACAGGACACCAACUGAAAAGGAGACGGGCGUGGUAUACGACAUCACAUGCAACGAUUGCAGAGAGCAUUACAUUGGCGAGACAGCGAGAACUCUGGAGAAGCGACUGGGUCAACAUCAGAAACAAACAACAUCUGCAAUCUGGGAACACCAGUCUCAGGCCAACCACGAGAUCGACUGGGAAGGAGUCAAGAUUCUUGAUAAAGAGUCGGUCUCUGUAGGUGAAGGAAUUAUCCGCACCUGCAUGACUCCAGACAAAGUAAAGGAAGUGGAGGUGAUGCAGAAAGUGGAGAAGCAAAGGCACCUUUGCGCUCUAAAACUUUUGCAUUUUUUUUUCUCAAAAGAAGAGCUGAAUAUGAGUAAUACAGAGGGAACGCAUGGAAAACAGAGCUUGGAUAAAAACAAACUGAACAGUUUGAAAGCAAUAGUGUUAGCAAAGUUUUCCGCAGAGUCGUCAGAGGAAAAAGAGAAAAUUUGGCGGGGUAUUAAGGGCAAGAUUGAUACUAAGUGUCAGUUAGCAAGUUGUUAGUCACCACGAGUGAUAGUCC